Messenger RNA from Heteronotia binoei (common prickly gecko), 3883 nucleotides. It is a transcript of the gene MBOAT1, whose product is annotated as membrane bound O-acyltransferase domain containing 1. The transcript is spliced from 13 exons. The coding region runs from base 59 to 1546 and encodes 495 amino acids. Lineage: Eukaryota; Metazoa; Chordata; Lepidosauria; Squamata; Gekkonidae. Gene Ontology annotation, molecular function: acyltransferase activity. Gene Ontology annotation, cellular component: membrane. The record is from RefSeq and is a predicted model, not a curated record. Gene Ontology annotation, biological process: lipid modification.
GCUGUGUGCAUUUGCCCGCCGAGGCUCGAGGCAGCAGCCGGGAUGCGGGACUCGGAGGAUGGCAGACGCGACGAACACGCCCUCCGGGACCACGGGCUCCGCUCUCCUGCACCCGCUGAGCCAGCGGCUGGGCGUCCCGCUGGAUCAGGUCAAUUUUGUUGCCUGUCAGCUCUUUGCACUCUUGGCAGCAUUUUGGUUUCGCCUAUACUUAAGCCCUCAUCGUGCCAGUUCUGGUGUCCGCCAUGCGUUUGCUACAGUUUUUGGGAUAUGUUUUGCUGUUUUCUGCUUUGGUUGGUACUCCAUCCAUAUUUUUGUGUUAGUGAUGUUGAGCUACGGUAUCAUGAAUAUGGCCAGUAUUCCCAACAUUCAUAGGUACUCUUUUGUAUUCGCUAUGGGAUACCUCACUGUGUGUCAUGCUAGCAGGAUAUACAUAUUCCACUAUGGUAUUCUCUCAACAGACUUUUCUGGGCCACUGAUGGUUUUAACCCAGAAGAUCACUACUCUUGCCUUCCAGGUGCAUGAUGGAAUAGGCCGGAAAGCAGAAGACUUAUCAAGUGAGCAAAAUCAGCUUGCCGUAAAAAUAAGACCUUCUUUGCUGGAGUAUUUGAGCUAUCUGCUCAACUUUAUGAGUAUCCUUGUGGGGCCAUGCAACAAUUACAAGGACUACAUCGCUUUCAUUGAAGGGAGACAUGUGCAGAUGAAGCUUUUGGAAGUCAGCUGGAAGCCCAAUGGGAAUGAUAAACUUCCUGAGCCUUCUCCAAUGGGAGCUGUUCUUCACAAACUCUGCAUUGCCCUUAUAUCGCUGCUUUUGUUCCUGACAUUUACCAAGACCUUUCCAGUUGCGUACAUUGUUGAUAACCAGUUUAUCGAUAAGACUUCUUUUUUGUCAAGACUUGGCUACUUGUAUAUUGUUAUGCAGGCUUCAAAGCCAAAAUACUACUUUGCAUGGACUCUCGCUGAUGCAAUCAACAAUGCAGCGGGCUAUGGGUUCAGUGGCAUUGAUGAAAGAGGCCAUUUCCACUGGGACCUAUUGACUAAUCUAAAUAUCUGGAAAAUUGAGACAGCAACAAGUUUUAAAAUGUAUGUAGGGAACUGGAAUAUACAGACCACUGCCUGGCUUAAAUGUGUAUGCUACGACAGAGCUCCUUGGUACCCUACAGCUUUGACAUUUCUUCUCUCAGCUGUCUGGCAUGGCAUUUACCCUGGAUAUUAUUUUACAUUUAUCACUGGAAUCUUUAUGACUCUAGCAGCCAGACUGAUGAGGAACAAUUUUCGGCAUUUCUUCACAUCUUCAAAGACUCUGAAGACGACCUAUGAUGUUGCUACUUGGUUGAUAACUCAGCUGUCUGUCUCUUAUACUGCAGCCCCAUUUGUUCUGCUUGCUGUUGAGUCCACAGUUAAAUUAUACAGGUCACUUUACUUCCAUAUGCACAUUUUAUGUUUUUUUGUGCUGUUGGUGUUGCCAAAGAAACCUGAAGGCCACAGCAAAAGGCAGCCUCCAGUUCGAGGUACACAGAACUCUGAUAUAAACAAGAAACAAAAAUGAUACCUCAAAAGGGAGCUGCUGAACCAUCACUGGCAUUGAUGCUGGCUAGAAAAAGAUAUACAGAAUACUUGGUUGUUGCAUCUAAUGGCUUAAUGUAAACAACAACUUUAAAUAGAUGGAAAAGAACUUCCUGGAUAAUGUUUACACCUUCAAAGGACAAAAACUGUGAUUUUAAAACAAAAAAACCCCCAAAGAGAAUUGUUUAAUAGAAUAUCUUUAAUAUAUUCAAAUUGAUUCAUGUCUUACAGAUUUGUAAUAAUUAUGCAGUUUUUUUAGGAGGAAGAAAAAAAAAUCACUGGGGCUUUGCAGACUGGUGCUGUAAGAUUGGAAAUGUUUUUUUCCCAGAGAAUGGUUAAAAUCAAAGACAACUUUUGGACCAAUUUUAUACUUGCCAAUUGAAGCACUUUGGGGCCCUUCUGCUGUUGUUGAUGUGUAUGUAUGUAUAAGGCAUGCUGAAGGUGUCCAGAUCACGUUUUUGAAUUAGUUCAUGGCCUAAUUCAAAGGUUGAUCAGCUCUACCAACCUAAGCUGAAUUGCACCCUUCUAAAUAUAUGAAAGUGAAUGUACUUAUAAGAGUGUAGAGUGAUACUGUCAGAAUUGCAUUUUCAAGUUCUCUGCAUUCUCCUGCACAUGUUUGAUUUCAGUCUUGGUGCUCAUCAUGUAAGUGCAAGUGGGUCAAUUUCAGGAAUCACAUGGAUCUCCUGUUGCUUUUAAGAUUUGUCUUGGAGAUAGCACACCAAAGUCAACUAACAGGCUCACCCUUCACAUCUUUUGCUAUGCAUUUUCCAUCAGUGAGUCCCCUUUAGUAAAAAUGAGAAUAGUCAUCAUCCUAGAACCAUAAAUGAAGGUGGCAAUACCCAUUAGAUAAGAGAGAAUGCUGUAGAACGAAGCUGAAAGUUCUCCAUGUCAGUGCAAAAUUAACAGUAUGCCACUUGAGGUGAGAAUCAUGGAUGCUUUGACAGAACUCCAUUUUUUAAAACAUGUACUCUGAGACGAGUAAUGAAUGUGAUUUCUCCCCCCCCCCCCACAGCACUAUAAUGUCUUGUUGAUGACCCAUACUUGUGCACUUUCAUUGUUGCCUAUAGGAUUUGCCAGUGUCAAGGCAAUCUCAUACACUUGGAUAUAACUCAGGGACACUUUGUGUUAAGCACUUGACUUGAUUUGCUAAGAAAACCUUGCUUUGCAAUUUUCUGAUAUUUAAAAUAUUACUUUUCUUAGAUCUUGUAGAUUUUCACCUCUUCUCCCCCCCCCUGCAAUGUUUACCCUGUUCUUUUUUUGUCACUGUUAAAAACAAUGUAAUAGAUACCCAUCCAUCCCUGUAGUGUGUAUCUGAGUCCAUCACCACUUGUAAGCUUUUCAUUCACCCACACUGUCUCUUUUCACUUGUUUAGCUUUAUAAGCUCAGACCUUGAUGGUCCGGGCUAGCCUGAUCUCAGAAGCUGAGUAGGGUCAGCCCUGGCUAGUAGUAGGAUUGGGGACCACCAAGGAAGUCCAAGGUUGCUGCUCAGAGGCAGGCAAUGGCAAGCCCUCUGUCUCUUGUGUAGAGAGCUAGUUUGGUGUAGUGGUUAAGUGUGUGGACUCUUAUCUGGGAGAAUCGGGUUUGAUUCCCCACUUUUCCACUUGCAGCUGCUGGAAUGGCCUUGGGUUAGCCAUAGCUAUUGCAGGAGUUGUCCUUAAAAGGGCAGCUGCUGAGAGAGCCCUCUCAGUCCUACCCACCCCACAGGGGGGAGAAGAUACAGGAGAUUGUAAGCCGCUCUGAGUCUCUGAUUCAGAGAGAAGGGUGGGGUAUAAAUCUGCAGUCUUCUCCUUCUCUUGCCUUGAAAACCCUACCGGGUUGCCAUAAGUCAGCUGUGACUUGAUGGCACUUUCCACCACCAGCUUUACAAUGGCCAUUGACAUUCUCUUAGGAAAAAGCCCUGUGGUGGUCCUAGGGGUGGGUUUUGACAUGUUUGCACACCCAGCAACAACUGAGUUUUCCUUAUGCAACCAGGUGCCAAAAUUGCAUCGUCCCAAGAACGACCUCUGCUUUUGUUACUUUUUCACUUUAAAUGUAAGCCCAUUUUGCAAAUAGAGUAGUAAAAUUCUUAUGAUAUGCUUUGAUAUUAAAAGAGCUGGAGUGUUCAAAAUUGAAAUGUUGGGUGAUAUGAACUAUUAUCUGGUGACCGCCUCUGGAGAAAAAGAUAAAUGUUGUGAAGAAUUAAAGUUGCUGCUGUUUAUUAUUACUUUAGUGUUCACUCCAUCCUAUGAGGAGUAUGAUGUUUCUGUUUUGGAUCCAAGACUCCAAAGAUAUAUACUUACAAAGGAUAACAAGCAAAUAAAAUAUUUUGUACAAAAUAAA